UUUUUCCUCCCAGUACUGGAAAUUCCGUUUACUCUGGAAUUUCGUGAAAUAAAAGGAAAGAGAAAGGUUGCGAUGUAGAGAGAGAGAGGGAGGGGUGGAAGGGGGAGAUUGUGCGAAAACUCGUUCAACAUUGUGACGCGCGUCCCACAUGUAAAUUUCGUUUGCGAAUCAGUGGUGUUUCGGCAAAUUCUCAUUUGCUCAAUUACCACACGUUCCCACAUUCGGAAACCGAAUAGAAAGAGAAAUUGGUUGAGUGCAAAACGAACACAAGCGAGAUGCAAACAAUCCCGUGUAGAAAUUUCCAUACUUUUUCCAUGUUACCUGUUUGGCCCCGAUCGGGGUAUCCCUAUCUGGCCCCAGAUUGGUAAAUCUUUUGGCCCGGACUGGGCCCAGAACUGGCGGUGGUAAAGUAGAAGCACUAUAUAAAUAUCUAUACAAAGUGUAUCUAACCUUGUGAGUUGACAGUUGACAAACAUAAAUUAUUAUUGAUUUAUGAUUAUUGUUAACAUUAAUUUUAAUUGAAUAGAAAAUGCCAAAAGAAAAAAGCACUCGCCGUGUUAAAAUUCACCGUGCAUUGAACAAGAUUAGAAAUGUACAUGAUUUGAUGCAGAAUGAUGGAAAUGAUGCUGACAAUGAAGAAGAAUCUGAAAAAUCUUCACAAAGAGAAACCGAAUCUUCACAAGAAUUAGAAGCAACAAAUUCAUUUAAUUCAAGUGCCGAAAAUGAGUCCGAAAAUCCAGUGGAAGAGAAUGAAAAUGUUUAUGGUAAUAAUGUAUAUUACGAAAAUGAAAAUUCAGGUUCGGAUGAAAGUAUGGUUGUCAGUGCACCAUCAGAAUCAGAAGAAUCUAAUUUAUAUUUAUCAGACACAGAAGACGAAUACAUUGAUGAAAUGAUAGAGGUGGCUGAAGAUCCACCACAAGAAAUCGAAGAUUUGCGACUUAUGGCAGUAACUGAAGGAAUGGAACAGAAGACUGUGGAUAAAAUGCUCAAAAUUUUGCGUUUGAGAUUAUUGCCAGAACUACCUAAAUCUGCAAAAACAUUUUUAGGAACGUCUUCAGCAAAUUAUGACAUUAAAGAAAUGCUGGAUUCAGAUGGGUCAAACGGAGAAUUUGUCUAUUUUGGCAUAGAAGAAGGACUUAAGAAGUGCAUUGACCCUCAAGUGCACAAAAAAACAACCAUUUUCAUCCAAUUUAACGUGGAUGGAAUUUCUGUCUUUAAGUCUGCUGAAAAAGGUUUUUGGGUCUUAUCGGGAAAGGUGCACUACCAACCAGACAUCUACAAGCCUUUUCCUGUUCAAAUUUAUGCUGGGAAUUCGAAGCCAAAUGUAGAUGCCUAUUUCGAUGAGUUUAUCGCCGAAAUAAACAAAUUACAAAAAAAUAGCAUUUUAAUAGCAAAUCAAAGAUUUAAUGUAAAAAUCCACUGCUUCAUUUGCGACACACCAGCACGUGCAUUUAUAAAAGGGACAAAGGGCCAUACAGGGUUUUACUGCUGUGAAAGGUGCAAAAUAAAAGGACAAAAAGUAGACGGAGUAACACAAUUCCCUCUUAUAAAUUCGGAAGAAAGAACAGACUCAUGUUUCAGAAGACAAUCGCAACGACGUCAUCACAAUUACAUAUCUCCACUAUUAAAAAUAAAGCCAUCUGUCAAUAUGAUUCUAAUGUUUGUCCUGGAUUAUAUGCAUUUAUUGUGCGAGGGAAUAAUGCGAAGAUUAAUGUUUAGCUGGUUUAUUAUUUCUGGACGCGCCAAAGUCGGUCAAAAUUUAAAAAAUGAGGUUUCAAGACGACUUGUCUUAAUAAAAAAAUGUAUUCCUUGCGAAUUCCAGCGAAAGACAAGGUCCCUAAAAGCGUUAAGUAAGUGGAAAGCAACCGAGUUCCGAUUUUUUUUGCUAUAUUGCGGUCCAAUAGUCCUAAUAAGAAUCUUAAAUCAAGAUCGUUACAACAAUUUUUUAUUGUUGCAUACAGCCAGCCGAAUUCUAUGUAGCGAUAAUUUAUUAAAAAAUUAUCAGCAGCAUGCAAAAGUCUAUUUACAACACUUUUUUGUUGAGUUGCGAAGGCUUUACACGAAAAUGCAAGUUCUAAAUAUGCAUUGUUCGAUACAUGUUGCUGAUGACGUUUUGUCAAUGGGGUGUAACCUGAACAAAAUUUCCGCUUUUCCGUUCGAAAAUUUUUUAGGAAAACUAACCAGCCUCCUACGAACUCCACAUCGGCCUCUCGCUCAAAUUUGUCGCCGAGUUCAUGAGCUACAAUCAAUUGAUCCUCCUAAACCUCAAAAACCUUACAAAAUUCAGAUUUUAAAAUCUGUUGAUACGGAAAUUUUGAAGUUGAGGUAUAAAGAGUACACAUUAACAACUGAGUCGCCAGAUAAUGUUGUGCUCUUAAAAGACGGAUCAAUUUUUGAAAUAAAAUGCAUAAAUAAAAUUAACGAAGGAAUGGAAAUUCAAGGAAAUAUUUGGAAAAUCAAGGAAUCGUUGUUUAUGUAUCCUACAGAUUCAAAAGACUUGCACAUUUUCCAGUUGGAUAGCAGGAGUAAUCAAUUAUCGACUUUUGAUAUCAAUUUUGUAAAAACAAAAAUGGUUAAAAUCGAAAUCAAUCUAAACAAAAAUGGUCCAAUGAAAUUUUAUUGUAUUCCGCUUCUUCAUUAAUUUUAUUUAACGCAAUAAAAUGAAGUUAAUCAGGGUCUCUACUAAUAGGUAAAUCCGGGAAAUAGCCGGAAGCUUAAUUUGACCGGGA
This is a messenger RNA of Leptopilina heterotoma, 2729 nucleotides long. RefSeq lists its product as uncharacterized. Lineage: Eukaryota; Metazoa; Arthropoda; Insecta; Hymenoptera; Figitidae. The transcript has 3 exons. The record is from RefSeq and is a predicted model, not a curated record. The coding region runs from base 530 to 2641 and encodes 703 amino acids.